GAGCUCCUCUACAGUGCGAAGAGUAAUGCAGCGCAGUUUUGAAAGUGGAAACCACAAUAUGUUUUUGAUUGGUGACUCUGGAUAUCUAUUAGAGCCGUGGUUAAUGACUCCUCUUCCAAACCAACCUCAAGGAAGUCCCAAAUUCCGCUACAAUGAGGCAUUUUGUAAAGCACGAAACCCAGUCGAGCGGCUUUUUGGCGUUCUCAAAGGAACUUGGCAAUGCCUAUCUCAACAAAGAACUCUUUUGUACGAUGCUGGAUUCACUGGUAGAAUAGUCAAUGCGUGCUCAGUGUUGCAUAACAUUCGAUUAGGUGACCAAAUAUAUGAGCUUGGGCAGGAGUUCCUAGAAAAUAGAACAAAUACCGUCAAUUUCAAUCAACAGCAAAACGCGUCCAAGAUCGCCUGA
Molecule: messenger RNA, 406 nt
Organism: Ceratitis capitata (Mediterranean fruit fly)
Lineage: Eukaryota; Metazoa; Arthropoda; Insecta; Diptera; Tephritidae
Product: putative nuclease HARBI1
Exons: 2
Coding region: 26-406 (126 amino acids)
Source: RefSeq, a predicted model, not a curated record